This is a messenger RNA of Acipenser ruthenus (sterlet), 2371 nucleotides long. RefSeq names its product UPF0450 protein C17orf58 homolog. Lineage: Eukaryota; Metazoa; Chordata; Actinopteri; Acipenseriformes; Acipenseridae. Gene Ontology annotation, molecular function: protein binding. The record is from RefSeq and is a predicted model, not a curated record. The coding region runs from base 60 to 1142 and encodes 360 amino acids. The transcript has 5 exons.
AUGAGCAUCUGGACGCGUAUAAAACGAGCCCCGAGCAGACCACAUGCACACAGUACACAAUGAACGCGGCUGUGUGCGCGCUGCUCUCCCUAGCGAUCCAGUGCAUUGAGGCGGAGGGACCCAGCAAUGAGCUGUUCUCUUACAUGGCAAUGCCGUACUCUAAAGAAACUCCUCCGGGGAUACACGGCUUGUCAGACGAGUCACAGAACCGCACGAAGAUGCACGUCAAAGACAUCGUUCCGAUGAUGGGCGACCCAAAAUACACCUUACAACAGAACCCGCUGCCCGGGCACGGCUGGUACAAACACGGGGAGAUAACGCUGGGGUCACAGCCUGACAAAAUAAAGAAGGCAACCAAGAGCCACAAGUUUCCAGCUGAGCACAACAGCGAGAAAAGCAGACAUGAAGGGAGGACCCAAGCACCAGAUAUCGGGACUGCUUCUGCUCAGCACAAAGCCGCUGGGAGCUCGCCUGCCCAAGCGGAACAGGACCCGCGGUUUCAGCCGUACAACACGCGGUUACGGGACAACAGAAGGAUGGACCCCGAGGAGAACAGACCCGGGAGAUCCAGCCUUUACCAGCCCGGCAACGGAUCAAGAAACAGCACCAAGCACGCACUGACUUCCAACCGGCGCUCGCCCAGCCUGCUCUACCACUUCAACAUACUGAAAGAAGAAUCCGAAUACACCAGAGAAGCAUUCUGCUUGAGUGAAUGCAGGAAGGAGCAGGACGAGAGGGAGUAUUUCUGCUCCAGUGAAUUCGCGGUCAAUGGCAUCGUUCACGACAUCGAGGUCUUAAAGAAGGGUGUUGGCCUCGUCACGUUGCUCAUCAGCAGCGAUGGUUUUUAUAAAAUGAGUCGGCUCCACGUGGCACCGGACGGAUUCUUUUUCAAGGUUCGCGUUUUCGUGCUGGACACCUAUAAGUGUGCCAAGCCCUGCCCGGAUUUUAAACUGGGGAGCAGGUACAUCGUGAUGGCUCAGAUCUACCACCGGAGGCGCCACCUCUCCAGCGAGCUGCUGGCACUGCUAGCUCCGAGGCUGCGGCCGGGUGACGGGCUGGUCCGCAGCAACAGCUACGUGAAGAGAUUCAACAGGAAGAGGGACCAGAGGGUGCAGGAGGUGGCUUACAGCAAGUGCAAAUGAGCGUGGUGGCAUGGGACCCCGCGUGGAACAAGAGAGCGAGAGCGAGAGAGAGAGAGAGAGAGAGACUGUGCUCUGAACCCCUGCCCUGGUAACCGCUGGGAGUCCAAUCUGCAAAGGGUGGAAAUUCACACUUUAGAUCCACUGCUUAUCUAUUCCCGGAGUGCUUUUCUUAUUUGUAUUUUUUUUUUAAAGGGUGUAACUUGGCUGCAGCAAUCAGAAAGCUUUCAUUAGCUUUAUCAUUUUCACAACCAUUAUCCAGCUGUCAUCUGUUAUAUGCUUACAGGCACAACAUUCUGUAGUUUUAUCAGGAACAGGAGCCAGGCUCACGAGAGCAGAGGGAGACCGAGCAGCUCUUGCAAUCACUGCUGCAGAGUAUACUUCCCCGAAAGGACAGACUGUACCUGGGCUUCGAUCACACCGUAGUUGAUAGAUGUCAAUACGUGUUGUAUGCAAUCUUGACCCUGAUUUUCAAUGUAGUCACACAUCUGUCUUUGCUGAUUGUAACUGGAGCGUGUGCGGUUGUGUGUGUGUGUCUAGUGGAAGUGUAUGAAAUGUAUGAAAGAAUCACACAAGAAGUGCUGGGGUAAACUUUAAACCAUGUCUGUAUUUAUGGAAGCUGGUGCAGGCCACAGGAGUUUUGUUUACAUUAUGACUGGUCUGUCCUGUUAGCAUUGGGAUGGCUUUAAAUAGAAAACCCUUUUCAUCUUCCCCAAAUGGAAAUACUGUGCUGCUUUCUGAGUUUUCCCCUUCUUAUCAGUAUUCAGGAAAUGCACUGUAUAUUUAAAAAAAAAAAAAAAAAAAAAAAAAAAUCUUUUCCACGGGAAGGUAUUUUCUUAACUUUUAUGUUGUGCAUGUCAAAUAUUUGCCAGCAAAUGGACUUGAAAGCCAGGUUCAAUAUAUCAAGGGUGUUUAUCUAAAUGAAGCAGUAAAUCUCAUGGUGGAAAUGUGAUCAGAGCUGCACCUGGACUUGCGGCUCCAGCGAGGCACCGUCUCCUGCCCUGACUGGAGGAGAUCGCGCCCACCGUCGCUGGGCUUGCUUAUUUAAGAGCAAUAAUAUAGUCACACGCAAACCCUCACAAGAGCUGGGCUCAGAGGAGGCACUUUUAAAAAAGUAAAUGAAACCUGCCUCUUUACUUUCUCCGUGAAGUCUCUAAUCUCAGGUCUCGGGACGGAUCCGAUUUCAAAUAUUUCCCCGUGUGGACGGAGGGAGGGAGGGAGGGAAGGUUUAG